GUUUUCGCUUCCAAUUUUUUUGAAGUUAGCAGCGGAAGUUUGAAAAUAGCAACGUGAUAUCACUCUGUCGUGUUCCAUGCUUGUUUCAGCAACUUAUCAGGAGUAAAACGCUCCUAGAAGGGGGAAAAUAGCCUCUGCUAUAAGCAGUGACUUCAUACGUGACUUGGAUCAUCCACACAACGUAGCAGAAGAUUGCAGGGACUUCCAAAUUUGUUUACUAAGCACGAAGCUAACAACUGGAUUUCUUUAGUAAAGUAUACGUGGGUUUUAUGCUACGUUGUUAUAAACAGAACUUUCCGCUUUCUCUUUUUGGCUGAUCUGAUUUAAGAGUGCCUACUCGAUAAGAAUUUGCCCUUCCACAAUGUUGAGUGCGCAACAACACGAGUCUGGGAUGAUGAAGAUGAUGGACGAGCGAUUCGAUUUGCAAAGUUACAAUUCACAGUCGUCAUCUUACAGCUCAUUUUUGAGUGAUCAAGAACCUGGAAGCCACACUGGCGACAGUUUUAACGGCUUUGAUCAUCAAGAAGCCCAUAGAAUAAACAACGCGGACAAAAGAGAUAUGUUAGAUUACGAACAUGAAUUUGAUAGCGUGGAGAAGAGACUAAAGACUUUCACAAGGUGGCCGGUUGACAGUCCUGUAAAUCCACGUGAUCUAGCGGCGGCGGGAUUCUAUUCUUCGGAGUUUGCUCUGGACGAUCUGGUUGUGUGCUUCAAAUGUGAUCUGCAUCUAAAGCAAUGGAAACCUGGGGAUGACCCCUGGAAAGAGCACAAACAGCGUAAUCCAGGUUGCCCUUUUAUUCGCGAAUGGGAAACUGAAAAUGGUAUUUCAGUAGUCGAUGGCCCACUUGCACCGUCUUCUAAAUAUCAAAACCUUCCAAGAUAUCAACAUUUAAACCAUCAAGAAGAACCUCAGUACGGUGAUGUUGUUUUAGGUACAAUAUCAUCAUCUUAUCUUGAUCGUAAUGGAGUGCCAUACUCUGAGAGGCCACCAUAUUUUACAGCAGGGGAGUAUGGUUACCCAGAGCAACCUUAUUACCCAGCUAGGGAGCGAGACUUUCUUCGAAGUAAUUCUACCCAGUUUCAACUUCCCGAACAACAGAGAGAAGGCACUGAAACUAAUGGUCAUUUUGUGGUGCGACAAGGAUCUAGCCAGGUACACAUACUUGGAUCAGGAGCAAAAGUCUAUCAGCUUAACCCUAAAGAUAAAUUAGUUAUUCAUUCUGGAAGCCAAGGCAACCACCUGCAACAGAUUGGAUCAGUGAGGUAUCCAGAAGUAAAUAGAUUUCCCUCCAACUUUGGAACAAGUUUUACAGUUCCAAGGGAGCACAUUCAGCACAGGUUACCAAGAACAGAGGAGCAGACAUCCGGCAGAUAUUAUCCACCUGGAUCAUCAGUUUCUACAAGCAAGAACGAGCAGUUUGAAAACCAGCCUGGAUAUGAGUACUCCAUUGAAGAAAGCUUUCGUGAAGGAAAACGAACUGCUGAGUUUCAGAGAAGUGUCAGCCACAGCGUUGCCCUGCCUCAAGAAGAAAAUGCAAAGUAUGCACUGCAGCGGGAUAGAAGCCAGAGUGAGGGACAGCUAAGAUAUAUGAAUACCAUGUAUAAGACAAGUGCACCAAACCAACCACCAUUUUCUCAAAACAUAUCUGGACAGACACCAUACAAACUGCACAGAUCAGAGCAAACAAUUCCUAACGAAGAAGAAUUGAUACAGGAAAAUUGUUCUCGACAGUAUCCUGAGGCAAGGGAAACUGGUCCUCACCAACCCCCUGUGGAGACCAACAAUUGGCAAACUUCCCAUGGUCCCACUGGUCAGGGAUCAAAACGACCCACCCUAUUUGUUGCCCGUCCUGUAGUGGAUCCAAGCCUGCAGCCCAGACAACAGCCGUUGAUAAGGCAUGAGGAUGCGCGUCAUAUUUCAUCGCCUGCUGACCUUGCAAGCGAGCAUCAUCGUCUCACCACAUUUGUUGAUUGGCCCCAUGACCAUCCAAUCAGACCUUUGGACUUGGCAGCAUCUGGGUUUUACUACCUGGGAAGAGAUGAUUGCGUCAAAUGCUACAGGUGCGGUGUAGGUUUGAAUAACUGGGAGCCCACAGACACCCCGUGGGGUGAGCAUCAAAAGCAUAAUCCUACAUGCCCACUUGUCUUGGAGUAUUUUUCUGGCCGAUUGUCUCUACGUGAACACCCUGCCCCCAGGCAAAGCACAACAACUGAAGAUCGUUUUACAACUCCCCAAGAGUCAUUCCAGUAUCGUCAUCCCCAACACAGCCAUGAUCUUCAGGAUCGACAGGUAGUAAUAAUAGUAACAACUACUACUACAAAGACGAGCUAUUUUUAGUCUUCCAAGUAGACUAGUUACAUAACAUGGUCCCUGAAUUUGAAUGAUAAUCCUUACACAUCCAAAGCCUCAUUUAUCUGAAAAACUCCUUUGUUUUCUGAAAUUAAAUUCAGGGCCCAAGGUGUGUAAUUAUUGCCAUUCUGAUACUGGGGCCCCAGUUAUGCAAAUGAUUUGUGAAAUAAAAUCAGUCCUUGUCUUUUAAUACCCAGGAAAACUACCGUAAUCAGCCCAUCAAAAUGUUCAGCUCGAAGCAACGACAAAGAUUGAUUAUUAAGUCACAAGUUAAAGACAUAAAAAAAGUUAGAAAAAAAUCGAGCUUUACUCUACAAUUAGCCAUUUCAGAGUUGCGUAGGGAAUUGGGGCGAGUCUCAAAUUUAAACUUCCGGUAAUCGAUAAACUGACACCACCAUAUAAAAAGUCAUGUUGAGAUUGGUUGUUUGACCAAGUUUGAGUGCUCUAAGGUUGAACAGAGAUCAGUCUCUUGAAACAUGGUUAAAGAUACAUACAAAUGUCUGUAAUUUUCUGACAGUGUCCCCCAAAACCAUAUAAACUCUUUAAAUAUCUUUAAGUUUUUCUGUUAAACUGUAAAAUUCAUCAGGCAUCUACUACUUGGAAGGAACUAAUUUGAAAACCACUAUGUUUUAAGCCCUUUUUCAGGAAUAUUACAGAAAUCGUGAAAAAAAUUAAGAGUUUAUGUGGUUUUGGCAAAAGGUAGGAAAAAAUAGACACCAAAACAUUUGAGAAAAAUUAAAAACCCAAAACAUUCAAAGCAGGAAAUAAUGUACUUUAUACUAGCGUCAAUGUAUUUACCACCAAAUUACUAAUUGAGGACUGUUCUGCCCCAAAAUGAUCCCGACUCCAAAAUGAUCGCCAAAUCGCCCCCGAAAUGACACCGACCCUAAAAUUAUCCCCAUUUCUCUUCAAGUCGACCCCAAAUUGAUCCCGAAUUAAUUCUUGGAAUGGGAUGUUAUCCUAGAACUAUGGAUCCGUUAAAAUACACAACAUUAAGUUAAGUUUCACUAAUAAUCUUCACUUGCCCACAUUCUUUAAUGACAUUAAUUUGGGAUUACACUUUGAAUUGGAUUAAAUGAAAAUAAUAUUUAAUACACAAAGUCUACUAUAUUUUUAGUAACACCAUUAACUGCGACUGAUAACAUCAAGAAACAUAACAUUUUUUAUUAUUAUUACUUUGGUGAUUAUAGCCCGGGUUAUAGAGAAAACAGCAUGGGUGUUUAAAACACCAUUUUUAAAAUUCAAUAUCCAAGGCAUGCAGUUUUAACAUCAUUUUUAGAAUUUUUGACUGCACGCCUUGGAUAUUGAAUUUUAAAAGUGGUAUUUUAACACCUUUGAAAAUUUUAAAUGAUGUUGAAGGUGCAAAAGUAGACAUAAAGGCGAUUAGAUGACAAAAGCGCUAAAAAAUCCCAUGAACCGGAGUGAAAUGUUAAAUGCGAUUCAGGAACGUAAACGCUGCAACAUACUUGUAAUAAUUCCGUGAUGGAAUACCAUUCCAUUCCAAGAAUUAAUUGGGGAUCAUUUCGGGGUCGAUUUGGGGAUCAUUUCAGGGUUGGGGCUCAUUUCGGGGUCGGGAUCAUUUCGGGGGCUGUCAGGACACUAUUGUGACGUCUUCAAUCGAAGACGGGACCGCCAUUUUAUGUUAUCAUCCGAGCCACGCGAAGGUGUAGUCGUACUUUCAUUUCUAAUUCAUUUUAAGACCCUGAAUAAUUGGUUCGGUCCUGGGAAUCGAACCCACGACCUCCCGCUCUGCAGUCAAGCGCGCUACCGACUGAGCUAGUCCUGUAAUGGGAAUACUAAACUCCUUGAAUAAACUUAUCACCCUCAGGUGCCAAUUAGGAGUGGUGAUUUACCUGUUCAUGGCACUUGGGGUAGAUCAGAGUCCUACCCACCUCCUGCGGUUUCUAGAGUUGUGACGCAACAGAAUCAGCAACACCCGUACUGGGCUACGCAACCUAUGACUAGCUCACAAGAAGAGGGUUAUAUGACCAGCAGACGCCAGUCGGGUUCAAGCUGCAGCGAAUCUGGUUCAACCCAGAAACAGCGAUCUUGUUCUCCCAGAGGCAGCGCUGCACUGGAAUUUGACAUGGAAAAACUCGCCGAGAUGGGUUUCACGCAACAGCAAGUAAACGAUGCAAUGGAAGAACGAUUAGAAGUGACCGGCUCAACGUUUCCGACCUACACGGAUCUUGUUUCUGCUCUUUUGGAGAAACAAGCUCAGCAACAGCUAAGCCUUCAGACGUGUUCGCCAACAACGCAGCAAAGAUGCGAACCUGCGUCUCCUCCUCCUCCCCGUCUAGCUAUCCCCACAGAUAUCACAAGUUCCCAUUCGAGGGAAAACCACUUCUUCCCGGAGAGGAAUUGUGUUAGUGCCGUGACGUCACCGACCACUACAGCUCCCGACGUAAACAGUCUACGCCGAUCUUUCAGUACGCCGGCGCGGAGUCCCUCCGAAUCAGGCGAAGAAUCACUCGAGGAAAAACUGGAAAGAAUGCAGGAGGAACGCCUGUGUAAGAUUUGUAUGGACGCCGAGGUAAGCAUGGUGUUUCGUCCUUGCGGUCAUUUGACUUGCUGCGUGGAUUGUGCUAGCGGGGUAGAGUUAUGCCCCAUGUGUCGAGCGCCUAUACUGGAGAAGUUUCGUACCUAUUUGUCUUGA
Messenger RNA from Porites lobata, 5006 nucleotides. NCBI's taxonomy places the organism in Eukaryota, Metazoa, Cnidaria, Anthozoa, Scleractinia, Poritidae. The record is from the annotation of a GenBank genome assembly.